Molecule: messenger RNA, 730 nt
Organism: Chelmon rostratus (copperband butterflyfish)
Lineage: Eukaryota; Metazoa; Chordata; Actinopteri; Chaetodontiformes; Chaetodontidae
Gene: dnajc19
Product: DnaJ (Hsp40) homolog, subfamily C, member 19
Exons: 6
Coding region: 99-449 (116 amino acids)
Biological process (GO): protein import into mitochondrial matrix
Cellular component (GO): PAM complex, Tim23 associated import motor
Molecular function (GO): ATPase activator activity
Source: RefSeq, a predicted model, not a curated record
CCAUUUCCGGCACAAACAGACAGCCAGAGCGAGGAAAGCAUGAGAGGUCAAAAGUUAUGGUCCUGAUUUUUAUCAAAAACAGAACGUAACACAGAGACAUGGCCGGGUCCAUGGUGGCAGUGGGGCUGGCUCUGGCAGCAGCUGGAUUUGCAGGACGCUAUGCCAUGCAGGCCAUGAAGCAGAUGGAGCCGCAGAUGAAACAGGCCCUUCAGAGCUUCCCCAAGACGGCUUUUGGAGGAGGGUACUAUCGAGGUGGAUUUGAACCAAAGAUGAACAAGAGAGAAGCCUCCCUGGUUUUAGGUGUCAGUCCCACAGCCAACAAGAAUAAGAUCAGAGAAGCCCACAGGAAACUGAUGAUCCUGAACCAUCCAGAUAGAGGUGGUUCUCCCUACCUAGCAGCGAAGAUAAAUGAAGCAAAGGAUUUGUUGGAUAGCCAGACAAAGAAAUAGAAGUGAAAACACUGGUGAUGACACAAGUGAUAUCGCACUGAUCUUAUCCAUGCUGACUGACUUGAUUGAUUACCAAUCUUUUCUAACUGAUUUUUCUCCAAUAAAAUCACUCUGUACAAAUUGUCAAUGGAACUCUCCUUUGUAGUUUAGAUUUACUUUGUGGACAUCUGAGGUGGUUUGUCCACAAGACAGGAACUUUAAAUGAUAAAUUAACAUUUCUAAUAGCAGCCUUUGGUUUAACAGUCUCCUGUGUAUCAGUGUAAUGGUGAGGGGUUUGUGCU